UUCAUUGCGGGUAGUCAUGACAUUGCUGCCUGGUUGCCUGCGACUGCCAUCCAGCACGGGCACGGGUGGCUCUGCCUGCCCCGGCGCGACAAGAUCCCCACCAGCUCCCUGACUGAGCCCGGGAUACGCUACCAUGCCGGCAAUCCUGCUCUUCUGGAGCCGCGCCGAGAGGUAUGCGCUGCCUCGGCACCCGCGCCUCGCCGGACCCACCCGGCUCGGAGCCCGGCGGGACUCCAGCCCCUGGGGACACAGCGGGAUGGGGGCUGUCGCCCGCCCGGCUGUUUCGCUUGCCGCGGGUAGGAUAUAGGAUCUACCUGGUGAUAUCCCCAGUACGGCUGCCUAGUUUCGGUGUAGAGCUUCUGGAGAGGAUGCUCUCCGUGGCCUGCGAGUGACGGUGACAGACAAGGGGACGCGGUGGCAUUAGCUUUCCUUGGCGUGCCUGAAGGUGACUUCUCAGAAGUAGGUUUUGCGCCGUGGGCUCGGGGGACGCACCGUCCCCGUCCCGCUGCCCUGCCGCCACGGGGAGCCCCGGACGCCGGGCGGAAAUGCGGCACUCAAAUCCCUUCUGCCAGGGGGCCGGUGCCGGCGUCCGGUGAGGGGGACACAGGGACCCCCAUGCAUCCGAACGGGAAAAGCUGGGGAGGUGCACAUUGGUUAACGUGACUUUUUUCCAUAUCAACGCCGCCCUACUUUUCUCCCUACCCGAUUCGCCUGGCGGGUGCUCAGCCCUGGGCGUCAGCAGAGUCGUUUCUGGGGACACCGGGGGGCUCCUGGCUGCUCUCCCUGCGCUCCUUGGAGGGGUCUGCGUCGGGGACGUGACGGUACCAGGCGGCUGGGUGCCUUGUGGCAGCGGAGGAAUGCUGAAACUGACGGAUUAAGCAGAAGUGUCUUAAUCUGUCAGUUUAACGAGAAAGCGUCAAGAAACCAGUUAAAAGGAAAAUUACGGCACGGCGAGUGACUCCAUUGAAAAGUCUCUCCGUGCGUAGCUGGGAAGCACACAAAGGACAGCAGCUCCCCGGCGGCACUGCGUCGACCGGAGGAGCCCUUUCGGAGCCAUCCUGGGAACGAGGUCAGAGCCAACCACGGCUGCCGGGCUGGCAAAGAGCUGCCCUUUGGGUGUGCCGGAGGAGGUGGAGGGGGGGACUCACCAGCAGAGCAUCCCUUGGCGGCGGUGGCGGCAUCGCCGGCACGAGCCAGUGCCUUUUGCCCCGCCACCCUCCUCCCACCCUCCAGCACCUCCCGGCCGGUCACACAGGACCUGCCGCUGCCUGCGGACAGCCGCGAUGUUUAAAAUAAAACUAGAGCCUUUAAAAAUGACAGCUUGGACGAUGAAUGUGUUCAUAAAGUUUCGGAAUAAGUACUCGGCUUCCGGCAGCGUCGCCGUCAUGGGGAAGGACUAUUACAAGAUUUUGGGUAUCCAGAGUGGCGCCAAUGAAGAUGAAAUCAAGAAGGCCUAUCGGAAAAUGGCCCUGAAAUAUCACCCUGAUAAGAAUAAAGACCCCAAUGCUGAGGAGAAGUUCAAGGAGAUUGCAGAGGCUUAUGACGUCCUGAGUGACCCCAAGAAACGAGCCGUGUACGACCAGUAUGGGGAGGAAGGUCUCAAAACUGGAGGUGGCUCUUCAGGUGGCACAGGGAACACCUUCCACUACACUUUCCAUGGAGACCCCCAUGCCACCUUUGCAUCCUUCUUCGGAGGCUCCAACCCUUUCGACAUCUUCUUCGCCAGCAGCCGCUCUCGGAUGUUCAACGGCUUUGACCAGGAAGACAUGGAUAUGGAUGAUGACGAUGACCCUUUCAGUGCCUUUGGCCGGUUUGGCUUCAACGGUAUUAAUGGGGUUCACCGGCGGCACCAGGAGUCCCUGCACACGCGGAGGAAGGUCCAAGACCCACCUGUCAUUCACGAGCUCAAGGUAUCCCUGGAAGAGAUCUACCAUGGAUCCACCAAGAGGAUGAAGAUCACUCGCAGAAGGCUCAACGCUGAUGGCCGGACCAUGAGGACUGAGGACAAGAUCCUAAACAUUGUCAUCAAACGGGGCUGGAAGGAGGGAACCAAAAUCACAUUCCCCAAAGAAGGGGAUGCUACUCCAGACAACAUCCCUGCAGACAUCGUCUUCAUCCUCAAGGACAAGCCUCACUCGCACUUCAAGAGGGACGGGACAAACGUGAUCUACACAGCAAACAUCAGUCUUAAAGAGGCCUUGUGCGGCUGCACUGUGAACAUUCCCACCAUCGAUGGACGGGUGAUCCCGCUUCCCUGCAACGACAUCAUCAAGCCAGGGACAGUGAAGAGACUACGCGGGGAGGGGCUGCCCUUCCCCAAGGCCCCCAGCCAGCGAGGAGACUUGAUUGUGGAGUUCAAAAUCCGCUUCCCGGACAGAAUAGCUCCCCAGACAAGACAGAUCCUCAAGCAGCACCUCCCAUGCUCCUAGAGCCCAGGGACUCUCCUCCAAAGCAGCAAUACUCCAAAUGCAUGUGCCACAGCACCUGGCCUGCACAGAGCCAAGGUGUCACAGCACUUUUAAAU
Vidua chalybeata is the source of this 2524-nucleotide messenger RNA. It is a transcript of the gene DNAJB5, whose product is annotated as DnaJ heat shock protein family (Hsp40) member B5. The coding region runs from base 1284 to 2429 and encodes 381 amino acids. The transcript has 4 exons. Gene Ontology annotation, molecular function: protein-folding chaperone binding. The record is from RefSeq and is a predicted model, not a curated record. Gene Ontology annotation, cellular component: cytosol. Lineage: Eukaryota; Metazoa; Chordata; Aves; Passeriformes; Viduidae. Gene Ontology annotation, biological process: negative regulation of transcription by RNA polymerase II.